GAUGAAAUGUUUUGAAAUUAACUGUAAUAGUAGUGCUGCUCGUCAUACAAUAUUUUGAAAUUAUUAAUUUAUAAUUAAAAAACAAGAUUAUUUAAAACGUGUUAUGUAAAUGCAAAUGUAAAUUUGGUUCCCGAAAUGUCUAGAUUAAUAUAUUACUUAAUGAAAUGUGAAUUAAUUAGUAAAGUUUUAGUGUUAAAUGCUUGUUAAAAAUUGUCGUUAUAAAUUGUCUGUGUUCAUUAAUCUAGUAGUAAAUCAAUAGGAAAGUAUCGUUUAAAAUAGUUACGUAUCGCUACACCUCCCACCUAUCCGGCACUCAUAACAAGUUAUGACGUCUCUGUCGACUACCGUUCCCCUGGCACUCAUCAAAGCCGUGGUCUACUGCUAUGACAUCAUAACGUUCCCCAUCUAUCUGUUGGCCCAAAAACCGUGGGCCCGGAGGCGUGAGAGCGCCCAACGCCGGGCGCGCCAACUCGACCCGUCCGGCCCCUACAGCCCGUGGGUUCGGGCCCUCAAACACCAGGUGCCCGACACCCACUUUGUCAACGCGUGCCAUACGGUGGACGAGCUGUGGGCGCGGGCUGUGCGCGAGUACGGCGACAGACAGUGCGUGGGCUACCGGCGCGUGUUGGCCGAGUCGGACGACCGGCAACCGGACGGCAAAGUGUUCCGCAAACGACUGCUCGACGACUACCGGUUCCUCUCGUACGUCGAGGUGGACGAGUUGGUGGGCGUGGCCGCCAAUGGUCUACUGGCGCUCGGCGUACGACCGGGCGAUCUGGUCGUCAUAUUCGCCGAAACCCGGUAUGAAUGGAUGGUCAGCGCGCAGGCACUCUGGCGUAUCGGCGCCACUGUAGGCGCUCUAUACGCCACACUCACCGAUGAAGCCGUGGUUCACGGCAUGUGCGAGAUGGAGGUGACGCACGUGAUCACUAGCGUCGACCUAUUAACGAAAUUGGCGCGCGUGGUUGACCAGGUACCAUCUAUUAAGUCCAUGAUCUACAUGGAGGGUCCCACGGAACCGGACCUUGCUAAACUGUUCCCCACUCAACACAACAUACGGUUCACGCCGUUCGCUGAAGUCCUAUCACUGGGCGCCGACAGUCAACACGUGUCCGGCGCCGACCAUAAACCUCAAGCGGACGACACGGCUGUCGUGAUGUACACAUCGGGCUCUACGGGACGGCCGAAGGGUGUGAUCAUAACGCACAGCAAUAUAAUGGCCGGCAUUAGAGCCUACUUUCCCAUCGCGCAGACCUUCACGCGCCGGGACGUCUACAUAGCGUACCUACCGCUAGCCCACGUGUACGAACUCAUGUGCGAGCUAUUCGUGUCGGCCUUCGGUAUGCCCAUCGGCUACGGUUCCCCGUAUUCGCUGACCGACCGCAGCACCGGACUCAAACCGGGCUGCCGGGGCGACGCUGUACUACUAAAGCCUACGUUCAUAUGUGUCGUUCCGCUGGUGUUGGACGGCAUACGCAAAGGUGUGGGCGAACAGGUGGCCAGUAAGGGACUCCUAUUCCGCGCGUUCUCCGACUUUUGCGUCAGUUAUAAGACUUAUUGGACCCGAAAGGGAUACAAAACACCACUACUCGACCGACUGGUGUUCGCCAAAGUGGCGGCCCUUUUGGGCGGACGAGUGAGACUGAUGUCAGCGGGUGGGGCCCCACUAUCACCCGAUACGCACGAGUUUAUACGCGCCUGUCUGGACGUCGCACUAUUGCAGGGAUACGUGAGACUGAUGUCGGCGGGUGGGGCCCCACUAUCACCCGAUACGCACGAGUUUAUACGCGCCUGUCUGGACGUCGCACUAUUGCAGGGAUACGGUAUGACAGAGACAGUGGCCGCCGGCUGUGCCAUGGAUUUCGCGGACUUAAGCGUCGGUAACAUCGGUCCCCCACUAGAGGGCAUACAAAUCAAGCUUAUCGACUGGCCUGAGGGUCACUACCGGGCUAUAGAUCAGCCGCACCCGCGCGGGGAGAUAGUCAUCGGCGGCCCAGUCGUGGCCAAAGGCUACUACAAAAACCCUGAGCUUACGAGCGAGUCAUUCGAGGUGGACGGGGAGGGCGUGCGUUGGUUUCGUACGGGCGAUAUCGGGGAGAUCCUCGACAACGGGUCCGUACGUAUCGUCGACCGCAAGAAAGACUUAGUGAAACUGCCGACCGGAGAAUACGUAACGCUGGGCACCACGGAGUCGGUGCUCAAGGCCUGUCCACUGGUGGACAACCUGUGCUGUUACGCCGACCCCCUGCAUGCCUACCUAAUAGCCCUGAUAGUGGUGAAUGAGAAGCAGAUACGGGCGUUGGCGACGAAGCUACACAAGUCCGGCGAUAUGUCGUUCCGGGAGUUGUGUGCGGACGGGGAGAUCGUGGGUCGGGUACUGAAAGAGGUGCGCGACUGGUGCCGGAAGGGGCGGUUGCCUACGCGACAGAUACCCGAGAAGGUAGUCCUGUGCGCCGAGCAGUGGGCGCCCGAAACGGGUCUCGUGACGGCAGCCAUGAAACUGCAGCGCCGGGCGAUCGCCGACUACUAUCGCCAAGAGAUCAACACGUUGUACGGAAUCGGACCC
Messenger RNA from Oppiella nova, 2566 nucleotides. The record is from the annotation of a GenBank genome assembly. Lineage: Eukaryota; Metazoa; Arthropoda; Arachnida; Sarcoptiformes; Oppiidae.